UCGAAGGAGCUCCGUUUAAAAAAAAAACAACAUAUGAGGGGGAGAAAAAUACGCACAAAAACGGAUUAAACUUGGAUUUUUAUUGAGUUAUAAGACGUUUUGUGGAUUGGGAACAUUCAGUGGAGACUUGCAUUAACUCGAAUUGAUGGCCACCCCGAGUAAAACCCCACCGGGAGCCGACCCGAAGCAGCUGGAGCGGACCGGGACCGUCCGUGAGAUCGGCUCCCAAGCGGUGUGGUCGCUCUCCUCCUGUAAACCAGGUUUCGGAGUCGAUCAGCUGAGAGACGACAACCUGGAGACGUACUGGCAGUCCGACGGGUCUCAGCCUCAUUUAGUCAACAUACAGUUCAGGAGGAGAACGACGGUGAAGAUGUUGUGUAUUUACGCCGAUUAUAAAUCAGACGAGAGCUACACGCCCAGUAAGAUCUCCGUCAGAGUUGGAAACAACUUCCACAACCUUCAAGAAAUCCGGCAGUUGGAGAUGGUGGAGCCCAGCGGCUGGAUUCACAUCUCUCUGAUGAACCAGCGGACGAACGAGCCGAUCAGCACCUUCAUGAUCCAGAUCGCCGUCCUCGCCAACCACCAGAACGGCCGAGACACGCACAUGCGGCAGAUCAAGGUCUACACGCCGGUGGAGGAGAGCUCCAUCGGGAAGUUCCCACGAUGCACCACGGUCGACUUCAUGAUGUACCGAACCAUCAGGUGAUCUGGACUUCGACCCCCCG
Scomber japonicus (chub mackerel) is the source of this 725-nucleotide messenger RNA. RefSeq names its product anaphase promoting complex subunit 10 (gene anapc10). The transcript is spliced from 6 exons. The record is from RefSeq and is a predicted model, not a curated record. The coding region runs from base 146 to 706 and encodes 186 amino acids. Gene Ontology annotation, biological process: protein K11-linked ubiquitination; anaphase-promoting complex-dependent catabolic process. Lineage: Eukaryota; Metazoa; Chordata; Actinopteri; Scombriformes; Scombridae. Gene Ontology annotation, cellular component: anaphase-promoting complex.